AUGCGAACACCUCUAGGACAAGUCAGAGUGUUUGGUUUAGCAGGUAACAGCCAAUCACGACUUCCAAAUGGGACAGUUGCCGCGACAACAGGUACAGGGACAGGAAGUGGUUCUACCCCUACAUCCAGUAGACGAAGUUCCCAUCAUGCUAGACAGAUUGCCUUCCAGCGUGUCGACCCCCUGCCGGGAGAGGAGCCCUUACCCCCAGGCUGGGAGGUACGAAUAGAUAGUCACGGUCGCAAAUUCUACAUUGACCAUAUCAACCGCCAAACAACAUGGACUCGACCACGUGCCCAACAGGUGCCUCCAACUGGGCAAGCUGUACGGAGAGUGCCAUCUAUUAGCAGUGAACAAAGGGAAGAUUUGGACAGGAGGUAUCGGAGCAUACGUCGCACGAUCAAUGACUCAUCACAACCUCGAGUUGAUGAACUUGGUGGAACGCCACCUAUAGACCAUGCCACACCAGCGCAGUCCUCGGAACAGCCCGCCCCCACAACCAGUACGACAACCUCACCCCAGAGGAACAUAGACUCCAGUACUUUGAUGCAGUUUCCGGCCAUUAAGUUUCUCACUCGACCCGACCUCUUCUCACUUAUUCAGAACGCUCAGGACAGUAUGGCAGAGUAUAACAGAAACAGUACAUUAAAACAUAUGCUGACGAAAAUAAGACGAGAUCCGCAAGUCUUUCAAAGGUAUCAACAUAACAGAGAUCUUGUCGGAUUCUUAAAUAUGUUUGCCGACCCAAACAUGGAGCUACCGAGGGGUUGGGAGGUGAAGUACGACCGCUCUGGAAAAGCGUUCUUCAUCAACCAUACAGAAAGACGUACCACGUUUAUCGAUCCACGAUUACCAGUUGAUGUCCCGAUUAUGCAGAAUGGUAGUUUGAUGCCUUUGAUGCGACAACGGAGCCGUAGCGCUGGGGAGAGGGAUAUGCCAGGGAUGGCACCCACACCCCCACCCAGGCCUAACAAUGCAGAUGCAACGGCCUCCUCAGCUACAGCUGCUGUUCCAUCAACUUACAAUGAAAGAGUGGUCGCUUUCCUAAAACAGCCAAAUAUUGAGAAAAUUCUGUCUGAGCGGCAUCCCACGUACAGAUAUGAUAGUUCACUGAAGUCAAAAAUUGCCAAAAUUGUCAAGUUUGGCGAACCACGAUUAGAACGCCUUUCAAAUGAUGUCGACUUAAUAGUUCUGCUAAGUAUGUUCGAAAAUGAGAUAAUGUCAUACGUACCUCCUCAUCUCGCCACUGUCUCUAAACAACACAAUAGUCCCCUUGGGUCCCCCCAGGGGUCGCCAGCAUUGCAGCGGGCAAAUGUACGGGUACCUGCUCCUUAUAAACGUGACUUCCAAGCGAAAUUGAGAAACUUCCAUAGAAAGCUAGAAAAUAAAGGAUAUGGGCAAGGUCCUGGAAAAGUAAAGCUAUCUGUAAGAAGAGACCACGUUCUAGAAGACGCCUACAACAAGAUAAUGGCUACCAGCAAGAAAGAACUACAAAGAAGCAAAUUGUUCAUUAGCUUCAAGGGGGAAGAAGGGUUGGAUUAUGGUGGACCCGGGAGAGAAUUUUUCUUCCUCCUUUCUAGAGAGCUCUUCAAUCCAUACUAUGGCUUAUUUGAAUACUCAGCCAAUGAUACUUACACAGUGCAAGUCAGCCCAAUGUCUGCCUUUGUAGAGAAUGCUCACGAAUGGUUCAGAUUCGCAGGACGUGUGAUAGCUCUGGCUCUGAUACAUCAAUACCUGUUAGAUGCUUUCUUCACAAGACCUUUUUAUAAGGCACUUCUCAAAUUGGGUACCACGCUAAGUGACGUUGAGGCAAUAGACACAGAAUACCACCAAAGUAUUUUAUGGAUUAAAGAAAAUGACAUCACAGAUAUGGGACUAGAUUUAACAUUCUCCGUAAAUGAAGAAGUAUUCGGACAAAUAACUGAACGAGACCUUAAACCAAAUGGUCGACACAUACCAGUGACUGAAAAAAAUAAAAAGGAUUAUAUAGAUCGUGUUGUUAAGUGGAGAGUUGAACGUGGAGUUGUUGAACAAACCGAGUCGCUUGUCCGAGGGUUUUAUGAGGUCAUUGACUCGAGAUCAGUGUCGGUGUUUGAUGCUAGAGAACUAGAACUUGUAAUAGCUGGAAUCGCUGAGAUCGAUACAGCUGAUUGGAGGAAACAUACUGAAUAUCGCUCAGGCUACCAUGAAAUGCAUCCUGUUGUUCAGUGGUUUUGGAUGGCUGUGGAGAGAUUUGACAGUGAGCGCAGAUUACGUCUGCUCCAAUUUGUUACAGGGUCAUCCAGUGUCCCAUAUGAAGGGUUUGCAGCACUACGGGGUAGCAAUGGGCCUAGGAAAUUCUGCAUCGAGAAAUGGGGGAAGAUUUCUAGUUUACCAAGGGCACAUACCUGUUUUAAUCGGAUUGAUCUACCAGCCUACAACUCAUUUGAGAUGCUCUUUGACAAACUUUCAACUGCAGUUGAGGAGACAAGUACAUUUGGGAUUGAAUAGAUGGCGCUGUGCUUUAUAUGAAAAUGCCAGGAUGUGGAAUACAAGAUGGUGCUGUGCUUUAU
Molecule: messenger RNA, 2549 nt
Organism: Owenia fusiformis
Lineage: Eukaryota; Metazoa; Annelida; Polychaeta; Sabellida; Oweniidae
Source: the annotation of a GenBank genome assembly